UGUAGCUCACUUCAUCAGUUAUAUGGAUGUUUAGCAAAACAGAUUUAUUAGAACCAGAAAAGAAACUGUUCAAACACAUUGCAAGGGAUGUGCGAAUUUGCCUGGAGAACACAAUACAUUAAAAUUGUGUCAUACAUGGUAAGUGUAACCUCCUGCAGCAGAAUGAUAGUUUGUGGGUUUUAAACAACUCCUCUCGAUUCGACAAUGAUUCCAAGAGAAGCCAAGAGUGUCAUUUUGGGAUCUGUCAAUUCUAACUGCACAAGUAAAGACAAAUGAAAUUGCCCAUUUAAUUAAGGUAUUGCCAAUUAGUUCAUCGAGGCAGUAAAAUCAACAUAAGGGAAUUAGAAUGUGGAUGAGGCGAACUGAAGUUAGGAUUGUGACCAGGCUCAAACAGUAGGUGAUUGUUUUGCUCACACCAGGACCCGGAGGAAUGAUCUGCUCCCUUCCUUAAAAUAGACAUUGUGCCUAUGGACUGGCACUGGGGAAGGCAUAUUAAUCUCCCCCCCCCAUUAUGUCACAUACAAUAAGCAGUAAUGUUUUCCUUUUAAACAGCCCUUUCUUCUCCAGCUUCAGUUUCUUCCAGCCUCAGAGAUAAUUGUCAAUCAUUUAAGACCCUUCAAUCUUUCCGGAUAGCACCCAGAUCUUAUUGUGUUUUUUCCACAGAUCUUGAAAGAAAGAGACCACGAAGAAGAAAACGGUGCUGUCCAUGCUUUUCAUUUGCAGUGCAAAAAUGUGUUUUUGCUUUAUUCCGCCGGAAGAGGGUGGUCUUUGGAAAGCACUUCGCGUCAGCCUGGGAUUCCUAUUGUGCUUAAAAACAGCAGAGGGAAAACAAGCACAACUUUUCUCCUUGGCACCUUGCUAGACCUUGCCUGGAGCAGACGGUGAAAUGCAAAAGAUUUUCCCUUGGAAGCUGGGAAGCCACGAGAUUGCAAAAGCUGCCAGUGGAACUUAAGAUUGUUUUCCUCUUUCUCUCUGCCAAAGGUGUCCUGUGUGGGUACUUUUUGUUCUUCUUGAAUACAGCCUUUUCUCUAGGGACGGAUCUAUUCCUGAUGGGGAAUCCGUGUGCCACUUUGAAAAAAAGACAGGAGCAAUUUCCCAGCGCUGGGUGAGUUUCCUUAAGCAUUUCUUUCUCUGCGUUGAAAUUUGUCAGGACAAUUCAAAUAAAUGUGCUCUGACUCAGCAGCAGCCAGAUGCUCUGUCUCUUUACCGAAGCUUGUUGCACACUUCGCAAGGCUUCGCAACCUGCAGAUAGAUUUCCUAGCCCCACUGAAAGUCGUUGGAGUUCAGAGUGGCUAAGACACAGCGAGUGUUGGCUUUUUGCAAAAUUACUCUAGGUUUUGUCCAAGGGAAGAAGCUGUUGGAAACACAGCUACAAGAAUUUUUAAAAAAUGACUGAGGAUGUUAGUUUGCAAGAGCUGGACAGCGACAAGUCAGAAAACAGUGAAGAGAUGGAGAUUAUUGUUAAUGUUGGAGGAGUAAGGCAGGUGCUGUAUGGGGAUCACCUGAACCAGUAUCCCGACACAAGGCUGGCAGAACUUGUGAACUGUUUAUCAGGCGGCUACGAUACGAUUUUCUCACUUUGUGAUGACUACGAUCCUGGGACAAGAGAGUUCUACUUCGACAGAGAUCCAGAUGCUUUUAAAUGCAUCAUUGAGGUUUAUGAUUUUGGGGAGGUUCACAUGAAGAAAGGCAUCUGUCCCAUUUGUUUCAAAAAUGAAAUGGAAUUUUGGAAAGUGGAUCUGAAAUUCCUGGAUGAUUGUUGCAAAGCUCAUCUGAGUGAAAAAAAGGAAGAACUUGAAGAGAUUGCCCGUCGGGUCCAGUUGAUCUUGGAUGACUUGGGAAUGGACUCCUCCGAAAACAGCUGGACCAAGUGCAAAAAAUGUAUCUGGAAAUUCCUGGAAAAACCUGAAUCAUCCUACUCGGCUCGCAUUGUAGCCGUCACCUCUUUUCUACUCAUCUUGACCUCAUCUGUAGUGAUGUGUGUGGGAACCAUCCCGGAACUGCAGGUGCUGGACUCUGAAGGUAAAUCCGUAGAGCACCCAGUUCUGGAUAAGAUCGAAACAGCUUGUAUUGUCUGGUUUACUCUUGAGUAUGUCCUCAGGCUCAUCUCUUCGCCUAAUAAGUUGCACUUUGCUCUUUCUUUCAUGAACAUCAUUGACAUUUUUGCAAUCCUUCCUUUCUACAUCAGCCUCAUCCUGACCCAUUUGGGCACCAAAUUGAUGGAGUUAACCAAUGUACAGCAAGCUGUCCAAGCACUUCGGAUCAUGAGGGUGGCCAGAAUUUUCAAACUGGCUCGCCACUCCUCAGGACUACAGACAUUGACCUAUGCGCUUAAGAGGAGCUUUAAGGAACUGGGGCUUCUCCUGAUGUAUCUAGCAGUUGGGAUCUUUGUCUUUUCUGCCCUGGGUUACACAGUGGAGCAAAGUCAUUCCGAAACGUUGUUUAAGAGCAUCCCUCAGUCCUUUUGGUGGGCAAUCAUCACCAUGACCACCGUGGGUUACGGAGACAUCUACCCAAAGACAAUCCUGGGGAAACUCAAUGCUGCUAUCAGUUUUCUUUGUGGGGUCAUAGCCAUUGCCUUGCCCAUCCACCCCAUCAUUAACAACUUUGUGCGAUACUACAACAAGCAGAGAGUGCUAGAGACAGCUGCCAAGCAUGAGUUAGAACUGAUGGAGCUCAAUGCAGGGGACCAGAAAAGCAGCGGUUCCCAUGAUAAAUCAGCACACCUUCUGGGGGAUGGAAACGAACAUUUCCGAUGGAGCAGACACCAGAAAUUCUCCCACAGUGACACUUUCAUUCACCUUCUGUCAGACGACAACUAUUACCGAACCAGGCUUCAGAGUUGCAAGUAGUCUGCCUCCAUUUAGAAGCCUGGAAUAAAAGAGAAAGAAUAGAGAGGACCCCUUUGAGGUCAGUCUCCCCCACCACCACCACAGGCUUAAAACAUGCAAAUGUCUCAGCAUCUCCUCAGCAUUUCUUUUGGUAAGUCAUGGAUUGGAGAAACUGAAGAGUGCAGAGAAUGUAUAGCCAACCCUGCUGAUGCAGACUGCCACUUUCAGAAGCCAAAAAGAUAAAUAAAAAUAAAGAUCUGUGGGUCUCUUGGCCGGUUCAUAUUUCAUGAUUACUUGUGCAACCAUAUAAAAUCGCAAAAGAUGUCCUGCAUAAUAAUAAAAGCGAAAAUACAUGUGUAUAGAGCUGGUCAAAGAUGUCUCUAAGUGGCUUGAUGGAAAAGUCAUUUCAACAUUUCUGAAAACUUGGUAUAUAUAGAUUUUUACAAGUGAAAUCCAGCUGAAUGUAUAAUACUCUGGGAAGUGUGUUAAAAUCUGUGAGAUUUGGUGAUACAAAACUUCCCUUGUUAGCAAAGAAAAAAGAUUGCUCCUGAAGGAACUAUAAUAAAAUAAUAUUUAUGCCAAACAAGAGGAUCUUCAUUGGAUCUGUUUUUCUUAUUAUAAUUUCAUUCAGUUCCAUGUAGGAAAGUUCCAUACUUUAAAAUUUUACACCAGCCUUUCACCCUUUUAUAAGUAACACUACAUGUUUCCCCGAAAAUAAGACCCUGUCUUAUAUUUUUUUGAACCCUGAAAUAAGUGCUUGGUCUUAUAGCCAUGCGCUCAAAAGCCCGAUUGGUCUUAUUAUUAGGGGGUGUCUUAUUUUGGGGGAAGCAGGGUAACAUUCAUUUGCCUUCGGUCCUGCCAAAAAGG
Molecule: messenger RNA, 3698 nt
Organism: Ahaetulla prasina
Lineage: Eukaryota; Metazoa; Chordata; Lepidosauria; Squamata; Colubridae
Gene: KCNF1
Product: potassium voltage-gated channel modifier subfamily F member 1
Exons: 1
Coding region: 1389-2852 (487 amino acids)
Biological process (GO): protein homooligomerization; potassium ion transmembrane transport
Cellular component (GO): membrane; voltage-gated potassium channel complex
Molecular function (GO): voltage-gated potassium channel activity
Source: RefSeq, a predicted model, not a curated record